Molecule: messenger RNA, 477 nt
Organism: Perkinsus marinus ATCC 50983
Lineage: Eukaryota; Perkinsozoa; Perkinsida; Perkinsidae
Exons: 6
Biological process (GO): tRNA methylation
Source: RefSeq, a predicted model, not a curated record
GUCCAUCAAGAUGAUGCUGAGGGCGAUAAGAAGCGAAUCCCAUGCCCGAUCGAUCCAAAUCAUACAGUGUACGAGCGGAACCUCGAGAAGCAUAUCGCUGUGUGCAGUAAAACGAAGGAUAACGACUUCAUUAAAAGACAACCACUUUACGAUGAGGGAUAUAAUAUACCCGAGGGAAAGAGGCCAGACCCUACACUAGAUGGUGUUUCUAUUACCAAUGGUGAUAAUGAGGAUGAGGACGCUGUGAGAAAGUUAUCAGAUGAGCUCAGGAAGGAUAGCACUACUGAGAGAAUCGAUAUUGAAGGUGAGGCCAUCAGUUGUGAAGAUGAUCCGUCGAAUGUGACCACUCGAGUGAGUGAGAGUAUAGUGUCCAAUGCUGUAGCAGAUAAGCACGACAUACAGAACGGCAGAUUGUUGAGGAUUAUGGAGAAAGAGGGCAUGUUGAGUAGUUGUGAUGAUGAUACCGCUCUUCAUUGA